AUGGGCUUCAUCGAGAAGUUGCAAGCAAAGCUGGAGCUCUACCGCCUAGAGCAGCGGUAUGCGCGUCGUAAGCACCGCAGCACUUUCUCCGGGGUGCAGUACGUCGACGGAGAAUACGUUUACUCGAGCGGAUCGAACUCCUCCACCGGCACCGUCUCCAAGCAAUCGACAGGCGGCUACUGGAAGCCCCCAACAUGGGGAUCUUCAUCUGGCGACUCGCGCUGGCGGUGA
Molecule: messenger RNA, 231 nt
Organism: Aspergillus homomorphus CBS 101889
Lineage: Eukaryota; Fungi; Ascomycota; Eurotiomycetes; Eurotiales; Aspergillaceae
Exons: 2
Coding region: 1-231 (76 amino acids)
Source: RefSeq, a predicted model, not a curated record